AUUUGGAUACAUCCGGGGCUUAGCCAGUGCGAGCGUUGUUACGUGCGCCUGCUGCCAGUCUGACUCCGCUGUUUUGGUUGAAAACAUUCGGGGCUAAUGAAAAAACAUCCGGGGCUUUAGCCCCGGGUUUUUUAGCCUAGGGACGCCACUGACCACCACCACACACACACAGACACUGUAUAACGAAGACUAGUCGAGGAAAGGGGCCAGAAUGCGUGCGCUGAUGUGACGUCGACAGAGAGGUCUCUGCCCAUGCUCACGAAGCUCCGCCAGACUGCAGCUGAUCGAUGUGUUGUAGUGAUGUAAUGUUGCCCGCUUGGUGACUACGAAUGGCGGUCUGUGCCAGGCUGUGCGGAGUGGGUCAGUCGCGGAGGUGCCGCCGGCGACAGCGGCACAACCAGCAGGAUCAGGGAAGCGAUUCCGACAUGGACGAGGAGGAAGAGGAGCAGAUCGUGGGUCAGAAGCGAGGCGACGGCGGAGGCGGAGGCCCGGACCGCGGCGGCGCCGCUGCAGGGCCGAGUAUCGCUUGUGAAUAUGGCAGCGCUCAUGUCAACAGAGGAGGCUCUCUGGAUCGCCCGAGCACCGGACCUCCGCACCCGCAAUCGUUGGCGGAAUUACCGCCGGAGCUUUUAGUGGAAAUAUUCUCCUUGCUCCCCGGAACCGCACUACCAAUCGUUGCCCUCGUAGGCAAGAAAUUCAGACAAAUCCUUAAGACUGAAACCAUCUGGAGAAGGCGGUGCAUGGAAGAGUUUGGUAUGAAGGACGAUCUGAGGAAGAUGGAAGUGGGAGGCGUAUCUAGCCGGGACCUCUAUGUUAAACUGCUCCACCCAUACAGACAUAUCUUGGGCUUAUGGCAGCCUGACAUAGGGCCUUAUGGGGGAUUGCUCAACGUUGUGGUGGACGGGCUGUUCAUCAUCGGCUGGAUGUAUUUGCCGCCUCAUGACCCCCGUGUAGAGGAUCCCAUGAGAAGACGGCCGCUCUUCCGUAUCCACAUGCAGGAGAAUGAAAAGACUGCUGUGGAGUGUAUGUACGGACACAAGGGUCCGCACAAAGGGGACAUACAGACUGGGAAGAAGGAUGAAUUUUCAACAAAGUGUAAUCAGACCGAUUACCACCGCAUGCCAGGGGGUAGACAGGAGGAGUUCAGGACGUGGUUGGAGGAAGAAUGGGGACGGACACUUGAAGAAAUAUUCCAUGAGCACAUGCAGGAGCUCAUCCUCAUGAAGUUCAUUUAUACUAGUCAAUACGAUAACUGCUUGACAUACCGGAGGAUCUACCUGCCGCCUGUGAUGCCCUUUGACCUUCUGGACCCGGGCCUCUUCAAAGGCACCUAUGGCAGUCACGGCCUGGAGAUCGUCAUGUUCAGUUUCCACGGGACCUCUGCGAGAGCCACCAAGCUCACUGGAGACCCCAAUGUUCCUGCAGGGCAACUCACUUUAGAUGUUGACCUGAGCCGGCCUGUAGUCCUCCCAGACUUGGAGCACCAGCGCAACAUAGAGGAUCUGUCCCGGCUGGUUCUGGGGAUACAUGCAGAAGUCCAGAGAGAAGAACAGCAACAGGCCAAGGACACGUCUGCCACAGCCAGAGGUGUAGCAGAGGGGCCAUGUGGUGAUGCCAGCGUAGGGGUGGAGGAGGACCGUGUGACCUGUUCAGACUGCUGCCAGCCCGGCCCCAGCAGCAGGACCGGUCUUCCUGAAGCCCAGCCCUUUGUCCUGCCCCUAGGAGUUAUGGCUCGCAACGAGGUCUACCCUCGCACCUGUAGGAAAUGCUUCUACGGUACAGGCCUGAUCGCUGGGCAUGGCUUCACAAGUCCAGAGCGCACCCCGGGGCUUUUUGUGCUGUUUGAUGAGGACCGCUUCGGCUUCAUCUGGCUGGAGUUGAAGUCUUUCAGUUUCUACAGUCGGCUGACGGACGACCUAGCUCACGUGUACGCCCCAAAUAUGGAGCGAUUUGAGGCCAUGCUGUGCAGCAUGCAGUGCUGGACAUCUUGAUGCACCAUAUUUUAAGUGUCCCCCCUCCAACCCCACCCCGCCCCACCCACAAUACAAUGUAUAAAAAACAACCAUUUUAAACAAAUCACCUCCUGCUGUCCUUUGAGUCAUGAGCUAUGACAUACCACGAGAGCUCAUGAACGCACUUUUCAACGUCUUAUCGGUACAUUUCACAAACAUUGAGUUUUACCGUCUAAUUAAAUGAGUUCUGUUCCCCCUGGUCUAGCACUCUUAGACUCCUGUUCCCAUGCAAGCACUUUAAAAGCCCCCCCAAGUCGCUGUUCAUCGCCUCACCUCAGGAUGACCUUCAACCUCUAGUGCAGCAUGAAAACAGGUCACAUUAACCUAUCUUUAUUUAUUUAUUUAUUCCCUGCAGGAGAAAAGGAAUGAUAUUUCACACUGCUUAUUAUAAAUCAAACUACGUGCCUGAUUCUAAAACCAUGUCUGUACUUGAUGAUGACGAUAAGGUGCCCAAUGUAUUCUACUAUAAAGCAUUAUUCUGAGUUCAGCGCCAAACAUAUUUAACUGAAUGCUGCUUUUUAUUUAGAUCUAAUCACAUCUUACUCAUAAGUCAUAACCAUUAUCUGAACAGGAUGUUUUAUUCUCAUUAAACAGCAUGCCUUGC
Molecule: messenger RNA, 2616 nt
Organism: Pseudoliparis swirei
Lineage: Eukaryota; Metazoa; Chordata; Actinopteri; Perciformes; Liparidae
Gene: fbxo31
Product: F-box protein 31
Exons: 9
Coding region: 330-1991 (553 amino acids)
Molecular function (GO): protein binding
Source: RefSeq, a predicted model, not a curated record